AUGUGGCGACAGAGCUUUGGACUUCUAGAAAAAUCCUACUCCCAUGACAUGCCUCUGUGUAAUGCUGUGGUGGAUGUUGCCAUCGAAGAUUACGUGGCUGAUGUGGUCUCUGAACUCAUCUAUCAGAACAAGAGUCAGAUCUCCACAGAAGUCCUUUUUGUCUUCCCCCUUGGCCCCCACAUGGCCAUCUACUCCUUCCAGGCCCACAGUGAGGAUGCCAAGGUCCAGGCCAUGCUUCAGGCCCAGCAGCUGCAAAAGGCUACAAUAAGCUGGGAUAAUCUGGAAUACCUCCAGGACCAGUCUCAGUAUCCAGGUGAGGUGUUUGUCUGCUUCCUGGGCACCCUGUACCCUGGCAAGGAGAUGGUUGUGACCUUGCGCUAUGUCCAAGAGCUGUCACGGGAGCCAGAUGGAGCAGCUCAUUUUGUGCUGCCACCCACAAUGCAUCCCCACAGAACACGUUAUGCCUGGAACUGUCUCACAGGUAAGCUGUCCUACAGCCUGCUGUUCACUGCUAGCCUGCAGUCACCCCGUGGAGUGGCCAAUGUCAAGGGCAACUUCUGCCUCACUCCUCUGAUCUACAAAGCCCAGGACUGCAGCACUGCACAGGUCUCACUGGCUGGCAGCCCCCCAAGUUGUGAUUUGGAGCUGCUUGUGUAUUUUGGAGAACCUACUGUAAUCAGUGCCAUGGUGGAGAAGGGAGACCCUGGGGCUCUCCCUGGCUCCCUUCUUGGUGACCCCAUGGUGUUGGUGACACUGGCACCCAGCAUCCCUGAGGCAAUGCCUGGGCAGCGCCAGUCUGGAGAGUUCAUCUUCGUCUUGGACACCACUUUUCUUAAGCAUGCACAGGACUCCCUGCUCUUCCUUCUCAAAAGCCUGCCCCUGGGCUGUUACUUCAACAUCUACUGCUAUGGAGAAACUUCUGAAACCUCAGUGGGCAUCUACCCGCAAAGUGUCGAAUAUACUCAGGAUAACCUGACAGAGGCUCUGCAGCUCCUCCCCUCCCCCGCCUCCAGUCUGGGUGACUCCAACCUCCUGGGAACCCUCCGCUCCAUCUACAGCACCCCCCGCCCCCGCGGGCACGCGCGGCAGCUCUUCAUCUUCAUGACUGGGCUGCCCCCUGAGCAGGAAGCCAUCGCAGCUGAGGUCAGCCGGCAGCGCCACAGCCACCGGUGUUUCUCCUUCUGCUUCUCUGAGGACAGUGCUGCCCUGGCUACGGCCCUGGCCAGAGAGACAGGGGGUGAAGCUACUUAUGUCUCCUCUGACAACAGUAUGACAACUGUGCUGAAGUACCUCAAGCAGGCCUUGAAGCCAACAGCUGAAGGAGUCUCUCUGAGCUGGACCCUGCCCCGUGGCCUGGAGAUUGAGGUGCUGGGGGGCAUUCCUCAGUCUAUCUUUCAUGGUCAGCACAGCCUCCUCUAUGCCCAGAUCCAUGGACAGGCACAGGAUACAGCGGUGACCAAGGGGGUCAUGACAUUGCAGUACAGCUGGGAUGGCCAGGACGUCACUCACACCACUGAAUUCCCACUGUGCCCACAGGGAGAUGGCCGGCUGGCUGGGCAUCGUCUGGCUGCAAGAUUCUUGCUGGAGCAGUUGCUUCCAGAGGCUGCAAGUGGGGCAGGGGAUGAACCCAGGCAUCGUGCAGUGGAGAUCAGCCUCACUUCAGGGAUCAUCUGCCCCUUUACCAGCUACGUGGGAUUUCGCACAUCCCAGAGGGGCACCUGGUACCGAGGGCCCCUGGCACUGUUGCCACCGCGCCAGUCACACAUCCCCUGCCAGAUUGUUGAGCUUCGUGGCUCCCUUGAAGUCUCUUCCUGCCAUCCUAAGAGCAUCUGGAUCCCACCUGGCUGGAUGACAACAGCACGUCAGUCAUGGCUUGCCCUCCGCCGACUCACCCAAGGCAUUGCAGCCCUGCCCCGGCGGGGGGCUUGUCCAAAAUGUAUGGAAUAAUCAUGUAAUCCACCACCACCUAUUUCUUCUCUCAAGUAUGUGGACACCAGGCUAUUUGUUUUGAGUUCUCCGAUGACUGGGCCUUGGUUCAUGGCAGGUGUUGCUGAGUGCCAGGAGCUGGUGGCACUGCAGAAUGCAGAUGGCUCCUGGGCACUCAGCUCAGGACUGGCCUCUGCGCUGCAAGUUGAUGAGGCUGAAAUCAAGGGGAAGAUGCCUGGUGAGGCCGUGGAGGCAAGCAUUUGGGCCACAGUGCUGGCUGUGACCUGGCUGCACAGCCAGAAGUAUUACCAAGACGUCUGUGAGCUGCUAGGGGCCAAAGCUGUGACCUGGCUUUGUAGCCGGGCUGUGUCACAGCUGGACAAGUGUCUGGAGGCAGCCAACACCCUCCUUGGGAGCAGUGUGAAGCCAAGUAUCUUCAGGCUUUGA
Merops nubicus (carmine bee-eater) is the source of this 2373-nucleotide messenger RNA. Its product is annotated as von Willebrand factor A domain-containing protein 5A-like. The transcript is spliced from 17 exons. The record is from RefSeq and is a predicted model, not a curated record. NCBI's taxonomy places the organism in Eukaryota, Metazoa, Chordata, Aves, Coraciiformes, Meropidae.